AUGUCUACUAUGGAAUAUUAUCGUGAAUUAGCUUGGGCUAAAUCAUAUGCAGUCGAUCUUGAAGGAGCAGUUAUAUGUAUUUGUGAAUUUAAUUCUGUGAAAUAUUUUGAUCAACAACGUUUCGAACUGGCAUUACAUAAAUGUAUUGAUCAACAUCAUAAUUUACAAUUAAAUAUGAAUUCAUUAACAAAACCAAAUCAAUUUUAUUUUAUUAAACAACCAUAUUCAACACCUUUAUACAUUGAAUUUCAAUCAAAAGAUGAAUGGAAACAAAUUGUUAAUAAUGAACUAAAUACUCCAUUUAAAUUAAUUUUAUUAUACGAUAAGAAUCCAAUGAAUCAUCGACAAUAUCUUUUAUUAUAA
Messenger RNA from Adineta steineri, 363 nucleotides. NCBI's taxonomy places the organism in Eukaryota, Metazoa, Rotifera, Eurotatoria, Adinetida, Adinetidae. The record is from the annotation of a GenBank genome assembly.